UCGGUUUUUCUCACUGUUUAACCAUCGGUUUCACAAAUAUAACUCUAAUAUAAAUAAGGAAUGAUACCUUUAACCUUAUUUGGAUUUAAAGGGUGAGUUAAGUGGGAACUUGAAGCUGCAGGCGAUGUAAAUCCAGACUGUGGUCUCAUCCUUUUUAAAUGAGGACAGUCUCCCUUCAUCCCUCGCCAGCAUCCUUCCUUCUGCUGCUCCACCGCAUUAGCUUCGGCUAACCUGCAACGACACCUCCGAACCUGAACGCUUGGCUGGGUGUUUUCAAAGAUAUAUGAAAAAUGCCCAGUGUAACAGUGAAAGAUGUCAACCAGCAGGAAUUUGUCAAGGCUUUGUCGGCGUUUCUCAAAAAGUCUGGCAAACUGAGAGUCCCAGAGUGGGUUGAUACUGUGAAGCUUGCCAGGCACAAGGAGUUAGCUCCCUGCGAUGACAACUGGUUUUACACCAGGGCAGCAUCUACGGCUCGUCAUCUGUACUUGCGAGGAGGUGUGGGCGUGGGCUCCAUGAUCAAGAUCUAUGGAGGGCGUCAGCGGAAUGGUGUAUGCCCUGCCCAUUUUAGUGUUGGCUCCAGGAAUGUGGCGAGGAAGGUCCUCCAAGCUCUGGAAGGUCUCAAGAUGGUGGAAAAGGACCCCAAUGGUGGUCGAAGACUUACUCCUCAAGGCCAGAGAGACCUGGAUAGGAUUGCUGGUCAGGUUGCCUCAGCAAGCAAGAAACAGAGAAGUCUACAAGGCACCAUUUGAGGAAAGCAUGCACUGAAAACUGAAAUGUGAAAUGCAGUUAUCUUUUAUUGCUUAUUUAUUCAAAUUUGCUUGCCUUCCACAUGAACCCCAAAGUAACCUUGAACAAAAGACAUUUUAUGAGAUGCAUGAGUCUAUAAUACAGGACAGUACAAAUGAAAUAUUAUGCAUAAAUGUUUGGAACAGUUUUUGCUUUAGACAGAAGCACCGGAUCUACAGUAUCACUAAGCAAGAGCAUGUUAAUGUUGUUGCCCGUCAAUGAGAAGCUGUAUAAAGCUAUAUAAAAAUUAAAGACGUGAUGGAUUCUGCAACUCAGAAUAUU
Messenger RNA from Melanotaenia boesemani (Boeseman's rainbowfish), 1068 nucleotides. Its product is annotated as 40S ribosomal protein S19. NCBI's taxonomy places the organism in Eukaryota, Metazoa, Chordata, Actinopteri, Atheriniformes, Melanotaeniidae. Gene Ontology annotation, cellular component: cytosolic small ribosomal subunit; ribosome. Bases 291 to 749 code for a protein of 152 amino acids. Gene Ontology annotation, biological process: translation; ribosomal small subunit assembly. Gene Ontology annotation, molecular function: structural constituent of ribosome; RNA binding. The transcript is spliced from 6 exons. The record is from RefSeq and is a predicted model, not a curated record.